Piliocolobus tephrosceles (Ugandan red Colobus) is the source of this 1531-nucleotide messenger RNA. RefSeq names its product receptor transporter protein 4 (gene RTP4). Gene Ontology annotation, biological process: protein insertion into membrane; protein targeting to membrane; detection of chemical stimulus involved in sensory perception of bitter taste. The record is from RefSeq and is a predicted model, not a curated record. NCBI's taxonomy places the organism in Eukaryota, Metazoa, Chordata, Mammalia, Primates, Cercopithecidae. Gene Ontology annotation, molecular function: olfactory receptor binding. Gene Ontology annotation, cellular component: cytoplasm. Bases 111 to 851 code for a protein of 246 amino acids. The transcript has 2 exons.
GUCCACACACAGAAACAGAAACAGAAACCGAACACCGAAACUGAAACUGUUUGUCUCUUCCUGAGAAACGAGCAAACUGAAAGGUAGGCUCUGAGCUUCAGAGAGAAAAAAUGGUUGUAGAUAUCCGGACUUGGGAGCAGACAUUUCAAGAACUAAUCCAAGAGGCAAAACCCUGGGCCAAAUGGACGCUGAAGUUGGAUGGAAACCUUCAGCAAGACUGCCUGGCUCACGGGUGGAAGCAAUACCAACAGAGAGCAUUUGGCUGGUUCCGGUGUUCUUCCUGCCAGCGAAGCUGGGCUUCUGCCCAGGUGCAGAUUCUGUGCCACACGUCCUGGGAGCACUGGACAUCUCAGGGCCAGGUGCGUAUGAGGCUCUUUGGCCAAAGGUGCCAGAAGUGCUCCUGGUCCCAAUAUGAGAUGCCUGAGUUCUCCUCGGAUAGCACCAUGAGGAUUCUGAGCAACCUGGUGCAGCAUAUACUGAAGAAAUACUAUGCAAAUGGCACGAGGAAGUCUCCAGAAAUGCCAGUAAUCCUGGAAGUGUCCCUGGAAGGACCCCAUGACACAGCCAAUUGUGAGGCAUGCACUCUGGGCAUCUGUGGACAGGGCUUAAAAAGCCACAUGACAAAGCCAUCCAAAUCCCUACUAUCCCACCUAAAGACUGGGAAUUCCUCACCUGGAAUUGGUGCUGUAUACAUCUCAAACCAAGGCAAGAACCCGUCAGCUGAGACAAAAGAGGCUAAGGGGAGAGGGUAUGAGGAAUUAGGGCCCAGUCGAGACCCAGAUCCAUUGAACAUCUGUGUCUUUAUUUUGCUGCUUGUAUUUAUUAUAGUCAAAUGCUUUACAUCAGAAUGAUGAAAAUAGGCUUGCCACCUUCUCUUGUUUUAAUUCCAUGGUAAUCAAUGAACUGGCUGUCAUUUUAAUAUAACUGAGACCAAGCAGGAUCAAGUUUGUAGAAUAAACACUGGUUUCCUAGUUAUCCUCUGAAAACAGUGUAAAACAUGACCACAUAAUAAAUUUAGUAAUAAAUAUUGUCGAAUUGCUAAAAAGUCUUCAAUCAUUCAUUCCCUAAGUCAUUCAGUGAUAUCAACAUAGCUCAGAAAGUGUGGUAGGCUGAAUAAUGGUCUCUCCCAACAUACGCACAUCUUAAUCCCCAGAACCUAUAAACAUGUUACUUUCCAUGGCAGAAUGGACUUUGCGGAUGUAAUUAAGGACCUUGAAAUAGGUAGAUUAUUUCAUAUUGUCCAGGUGGAUAAGAACCAGGAUUUUAUAACAGGGAGGCAACAAGCUCAAAAUCAGAAAAAGAUCUGUCAAUGGAACAAGCGGUUGAAGUGCUUUGAAGCUGGAGGAAGAGGUCACAGGCAAAAGAGUACAGGCAGCCUUUAGAAACCCCAAAAGGACAAAGACACAAAUUCUUCCCUGGAGUCUCCAGAAGGAACCAGCCCUGCCUGCACAUGGCUUUAGCCCAGUGACACUGAUUUUGGACAUCUGGCCUUCAGAACUGCUUGCUCACAAACUUGUCUUGUUUUAAUGCA